Molecule: messenger RNA, 4039 nt
Organism: Chrysoperla carnea
Lineage: Eukaryota; Metazoa; Arthropoda; Insecta; Neuroptera; Chrysopidae
Gene: P5CDh1
Product: delta-1-pyrroline-5-carboxylate dehydrogenase, mitochondrial
Exons: 12
Coding region: 287-1999 (570 amino acids)
Cellular component (GO): mitochondrial matrix
Molecular function (GO): L-glutamate gamma-semialdehyde dehydrogenase (NAD+) activity
Source: RefSeq, a predicted model, not a curated record
UGAUUUGUAUUUGAGAGUGUAUGUAUGUAUUAAGUUGUACUGUGCGAACAGUAAUCGUUUCGAGUCCAUGAAAUUUUCCAUUACGACACCUUAAAACAUAGAAAUUUUCGAAAAACACCAAACAAAGUUUAAUAACGAGCGUAUUUGAUGAGUGUGACAAGCGGUAUUGUACGAUUGGGUGUAUAUUGAGCGUGAAUUUUUUGUUAUUUGAGGGAGAAUUUUCGCGAAGUGAUUGAGAAAGGUUCUUCCCUUUUUGUACAAGUGAAGCAUAUAUAUUUUUGCAAAAAUGCUCACUUUGAUUUGUAAGCAAACUUCAGGAUUUACCUUACGUGCACAGGGUGUGCGUAUGAUAGGCAGUUGUAUACCCAAAGAUAAAAUUGAUGAUUUCCCUGUAAAAAAUGAACCCGUUCUCACAUAUCUGAAAGGCUCAGCUGAACGUAAAAACUUAGAGAAAGCACUGGAAGAAACAGCGUCGCAGAUUGAAGAUGUUCCUAUUAUUAUUGGCGACAAAGAAAUACGUAACAAUAAUGUUAGAUAUCAAGUAAUGCCACAUAAUCAUCAGAAAAAGAUUGCGAAAUUUUACUACGCUGACAAGAAAGAAAUUCAAAGUGCAAUUGAUGUCGCUGUCAAAGCACAAAAACAAUGGGAUAACGUACCAAUCUCGAAACGAUUGAAAAUAUGGGAAAAAGCAGCAAAUUUAAUGGCAAACGAAUACAGAGCGAAAUUAAAUGCAACCACAAUGUUAGGUCAAGCAAAAACUAUUGUUCAAGCUGAAAUUGAUGCUGCCGCAGAAUUAAUUGAUUUCUUUAGAAUGAAUGCAUAUUUCUUCAAAGAAGCAUUAAAAUAUCAACCAAUAUCCGAGAAUCCAAAAGUCACGUUAAAUUCGAUGAGAUAUCGUGGUAUCGAUGGAUUUAUUGCAGCUGUAUCACCAUUCAAUUUCACUGCGAUUGGUGGAAAUUUAGCUUAUACACCGGCAUUAGUGGGAAAUGCUGUUUUAUGGAAACCAUCAGACACAGCCCUCUUAUCCAAUUACACAAUAUUCAAAAUAUUACGUGAAGCUGGUGUUCCACCAGGUGUUGUCAAUUUUGUUCCUGCUGAUGGUCCCGAUUUUGGAGACACAAUCACUGCCUCAAAACAUUUCGCUGGUCUUAAUUUCACUGGAUCUGUUCCAACAUUUAAUCGAUUAUGGAAACAAGUUGGACAAAAUAUUGAUAAAUAUAUCAAUUUCCCACGAUUAAUCGGUGAAUGUGGUGGUAAAAAUUAUCAUUUUGUUCAUCCAUCCGCCGAUAUCAAAACAGUGAUACCAGCAACAAUUAGAUCAUCCUUUGAAUUUUGUGGACAAAAAUGUUCAGCUUGCUCACGGAUGUAUGUUCCAGAAUCAUUAUGGCCAAAAAUCAAAGAUGGUUUAUUAGAAGAACGAUCAAAAUUAAAAAUAGGUGAUCCAACAAAAAUUGAAAAUUUUACAUCGGCCGUAAUCGAUGACAAAGCAUUCGACAGAAUUAAAGGCUAUAUUGAGCAUGCUAAGAACAGUUCAAAUCUAACGAUAUUGGGCGGUGGAAAAUGUGACAAUAGUGUUGGAUACUUUAUUGAGCCAACAAUCGUACAUACAACCGAUCCACUUGAUAAGAUCAUGACUGAGGAAAUCUUUGGACCUGUGUUAACAAUUUAUGUAUACAAAGAUAACACUCUUGAUGAGACCUUGAAAUUGGUUGAAUCAUCUACACCGUUUGCUUUAACUGGUGCAGUUUUUGCUCAAGAUGAGAGUUUCUUAAAACGUGCUUUGGAAGAAUUGAAAAUUACAGCUGGUAAUUUCUAUGUAAACGACAAAUCAACGGGUAGUGUUGUUGGCCAACAGCCGUUUGGUGGUGGAAGAAUGUCAGGCACAAACGACAAAGCUGGUGGUCCACAUUACACGCUACGAUGGGCAAGUCCUCAAGCAAUUAAGGAAACAUUUGUACCUCAAACAGAAAUAUAUUAUCCUUACAUGCAUGGAAAGUAAACAUUUCUUUAGUCAGAAAAUCACAUGAUCCUAGCAUAUCUGCAACAAUUUAAAAAAAAAAAAAAAAAAUUGAGCAAUUCAUUUAAAAAAAACCGUACUGAAUUAUCACACCGUCUUUCACACACGAGUAUGCGCAGUGUAUGCUAGAUAAUUUAUCAUUAUGCUCUUAAAUAUUUAAGUAAAUGUCAAAAAUGACUGUAGUCUAAAAUUUUGCAUGUCAAGAAUUUUCUUUUAAAUUUUAUUUUUUUAUUCGAGUAAUUCCAAUUUGUUGAUCAAAAUGUUCUCAAUAGCGUAUUUCCCUCCCAAAUAUUGUAAAGAUCCAAACCAGAAAAACCGCGAGUACAUUUCGAUAAACAAGGAUUUGUGAUGAUUAGCAAUAAUUUAAAAUAAAAGAAUAAAAUAUUUUUUAGUAGCUUUGUGAUUUUGAAAAUGAAGCACCGACAUACAUUUUCCACCAUCCACAAAGUUUUCAUAAAUCAUUAAGCUAUUAAAUUCCAAAAAAAGCAACCGGUGAUCAAUUUCAUUCCGUUUUCAAUUUUUGACUACAGUCUAGCUCUUAGAUGAGAUCUUGAAGGUCUCUUGUUGUUUCAAAAAAAAUGGUACAAUAAAAACAUUUUUUUUUUUCAUUCUGUAUCCUAUGAGGAAUAAAUUUAGGAAUAUUUUUUUUUCUAAAAUCUAUGUUAGAUUGAAUAAGAUUUUAUGUUUUUCUUUCAAGAAAAUUUGUUAAUUUUUUUGCACAAUUUAGAUCUAAUUUACAAUGAAAUGUUACAAAGAAUUGACUUGGAUAAUUUACAUAAUCUUAAAUGCCAAAAAUUUUCCUCCUUGGAGUUCAAAAAAAUAAAGAUACGAUUUUUUAGUGGCCAAUGUCAUUUGCUUUUUGGAUUAUAUAACCAUUUAAAGAAGCUACUGUUCUUCUAUUGAAAAAUAUUAUUUUCCAACUUUAACUAUUUCAAAUUUUAGGCUUAAAAUACUCAGUGCUAUUAUCAAAAUAUGUCGCCAUUGUCGCUAAAUUUAAGAAAAAAUAUUUUAUAAUAUUCAUCUAGAGGAAAAUUGCCCAGGAUUUAAAACUAAAUUUAUUGCUGAAGCGAAACGUAUCUAAAAAAAGGCAUGGACUUACAAUUAAAUGGAGUAUUAUUGAUUUUGUAAUAUAUAAGUUUUGGGCCAUUGUUGUGAGUCUGAAUCUUGAUUUUCAAUCGUCAGGAUGCUGUGCUAACAAAAUGUUGGCCGAACAACUGCGAUGUUGUCACACUUUUUUGGAUUUUUACCAAUACCUCCGCACAGCAUCCUGACGAUUUAAAAUCAGGGUUUAGACUUACAAUAAUAGUCUCAAACGUAUAAUGUAAGCUAAAUCAAUGUACGUUUAGCUCAGCUAUAAGCGUAAAAUAAUCGUUCAGUUAUUUUGAACAAUCCGUGUUCAAGUGGCAUUCAAAUGAAGUAUAAAUUGUAUCUUUCCUUGUCUAAAAAAGACUUUUUACCUGUUUUUUAUGAGAGAGUGUACAGUUUGGAAUACAUCCAUCCCUCCCUGCGUCUAUGUAGUCUACCGUACUCUACAUAGUUUUUUUUUAUUAUCAAGCCAGAAAUCCUUUUGUAUUUUCUAGUUCUAUUCUCUCUAGCUAGUUCGAACGUGAUUAAUCUAUAGACGCUGUACAAUAUAUGACUAAAACUCACACGUACAUAUGGCAUUGUAAGAAUGCAGGGAUCUUAAAAUAUAAAAGGAGCCGAUUUUGCGAAUUACGUAGUUUGACGUCAUUGCCACUUCAUUUUGAACUAAUCCUCUCUUGCUCAUGACCAGGCCACUUGGUUUAUGAACGCUCUCUACUAUUGAGCGUACCCUAUGUAAAUAAAAGCUUUUCCUUUUCACUACUUCAUAUUGCCAGAGUUUGGUGCUAUACAAUUGAUUUUAUGGUUGAAAUUGUAAAUUCAGAUUCUAAUUAAACUUUAAAAAAAAAUGGGUAAGGGAAAUAUAUUGAGCACAAUAUUUGAGAAAAACAAAAUCUUAUUCAUUCAAAAUUUGUUUAAAACAAAUUUAAAAAAAUAAGU